Labrus mixtus (cuckoo wrasse) is the source of this 1342-nucleotide messenger RNA. RefSeq names its product ADP-ribosylation factor 4. Gene Ontology annotation, cellular component: plasma membrane; cytoplasm. The record is from RefSeq and is a predicted model, not a curated record. The transcript has 6 exons. Gene Ontology annotation, molecular function: GTP binding; GTPase activity. Lineage: Eukaryota; Metazoa; Chordata; Actinopteri; Labriformes; Labridae. Gene Ontology annotation, biological process: vesicle-mediated transport; intracellular protein transport. The coding region runs from base 180 to 722 and encodes 180 amino acids.
GGCCUGGACGUGGCACCGAGGAGGAGCUGCGCCCUCUCAGCCUGUUUCUUCGCCUGUUUCCGUCUCUCUCCUGCGGCGUCAAACCAGCAGCUUCUCCCCCCGGACUUCACCGGCCGACUUUCCCCGCGUCAGGUUGUUCAUCGUCCCGCCUGUGAGCCGGGACACUGAGGAGGUUAAAGAUGGGUCUCACGAUCUCCAACCUGUUCACCAAACUGUUCGGGAAAAAGCAGAUGAGGAUACUGAUGGUGGGUUUGGACGCGGCUGGAAAAACGACGAUCCUGUACAAACUGAAGCUCGGAGAGAUCGUCACCACCAUCCCGACCAUCGGGUUUAACGUGGAGACAGUGGAGUAUAAGAACAUCUGUUUCACAGUGUGGGACGUCGGAGGUCAGGACAAGAUCCGACCUCUCUGGAGACACUACUUCCAAAACACACAGGGUCUGAUCUUCGUGGUGGACAGUAACGACAGAGAGCGAGUCACAGAGUCGGCAGAGGAGCUCUCCAAGAUGCUCCAGGAGGAUGAGCUGAAGGACGCCGUUAUCCUGGUGUUUGCCAACAAACAGGAUCUUCCCAACGCCAUGGCGGUCAGUGAACUCACGGACAAACUGGGUCUGCACGGCCUGCGCAACAGGACUUGGUACGUUCAGGCUACCUGUGCGACUCAGGGGACGGGUCUAUACGAGGGUCUCGAUUGGUUGUCCAUUGAGCUGUCCAAACGUUAGAUCACCUCACAGGAAACAGGAAGCAGCUGUGUGAUGUCAUCAACCGAAUUCACCACAAACAAUGAAGACGAGGAGGGGGAGGAGUUUUAAAAGACUGAUCUUGUUUUUUUGUUUUUUUUUUAAAUUAUAAAUGUGUCUUAGAGGAAGUGAUGUCAUGGACUCUGAGCUCACCUUGAUUUUCCAUCAUGCUCUUCUUCUCUUGUUCCUGCAGACUUUUAUUUUUUUCUUUUACUCCGCAUGUUUAAACUCUGAAUCAUGUGACUCCAAGUUGACCAGGUGGGAAGGCGGGGCUUCAGACAGGUUACAUUACAGCUGUGGUUGAUGGCGGGGUUUAACUACAGGUGACAGUGUACCUGUGUGAAGGGGGCGGGGUUCACGUCAGGUGACAGUGGACCAGGGGGCGGGGUUUAUUACAGGUGACAGUGCACCUGUGGACAGGGGGCGGGGUUUACUACAGGUGACAGUGCACCUGUGGGCGGGGGCGGGGAUAAAGACAGGUUACAGUUACCUGGUGGUGUUAUGGCUCAUUCCGUACCUGAAGGCCUCGUCAUUCCUAAAAGAUGUGCAGAAGAAGAAUCUGAAAUAAUGAUGAUGCAAUAAAGGUUUUUUUUUUCUUCUCA